AUGGUCGUCGAAGAUAUCAUGUUCGCCGAUGAAAGUACAAAUGGAUGGAUCGCAACCACCCAGAAAGUCUGCGCGACUUACGUACAGUACCAUUGUCUUCACAACGAUCGCAAACGGCCGCCUUUGAUAGACGAAUUCCAUUCUGGCUCUACUGAGCAAGAUGUCACACCAAUCCAUGUCCUCUACAUGUUGAAGCAGGUGAGGCAGAGAGCAAAGACGAACCGAACACGAGAAGAAAAGAACUUGAGCUGGGAUCUAACCAAGCACCAAUGA
This is a messenger RNA of Penicillium alfredii, 273 nucleotides long. RefSeq lists its product as uncharacterized. Bases 1 to 273 code for a protein of 90 amino acids. Lineage: Eukaryota; Fungi; Ascomycota; Eurotiomycetes; Eurotiales; Aspergillaceae. The transcript has a single exon. The record is from RefSeq and is a predicted model, not a curated record.